Varanus komodoensis (Komodo dragon) is the source of this 2327-nucleotide messenger RNA. RefSeq names its product ciliary neurotrophic factor receptor (gene CNTFR). Gene Ontology annotation, biological process: cytokine-mediated signaling pathway. Gene Ontology annotation, molecular function: ciliary neurotrophic factor receptor activity; cytokine binding. Bases 112 to 1200 code for a protein of 362 amino acids. NCBI's taxonomy places the organism in Eukaryota, Metazoa, Chordata, Lepidosauria, Squamata, Varanidae. The transcript has 9 exons. Gene Ontology annotation, cellular component: membrane; ciliary neurotrophic factor receptor complex; external side of plasma membrane. The record is from RefSeq and is a predicted model, not a curated record.
CCGUGGGGCUCCUCUGCCCCGACCGCCCUGGGCACCCUUUUCUGCGGCGGCACAGGGAGCAACGAGCGCCACCCUUCCCCGGUCCAGGCUGCGCUUCCCGCCGCACUGCAGAUGGCUUAUCCCGUGCCGGCCGCGUGUUAUGUGGUGCUUGCCACGGCUCUGGUAGUUUAUGCUCAGAGGCACAGCCAGCCGGAAUCCCACGUCCACUACGCGCAGCUGGGGAGCAACGUGACGGUCCCGUGCGGGUCCGUGGACCAGGACGCACCGGUCACGUGGACGGCCAACAGCACUGACCUGGAUGCGUCGCUGCUCAACGGCUCCCGCCUCGUGCUGCAGAGUGUGGACCUCUCCCACAGCGGCCAGUACUCCUGCUACGAGGGCUCUUCGUGGCACCUCAAGUACCGGGUCAACCUCAAAGUGGGACUGCCGCCCAAGGAGCCCGUCCUGAUGUGCCGGUCCAACAACUACCCCAACGGGUUCUACUGCAGCUGGCACCUGCCCAGCCCGACCUACAUCCCCGACACCUUCAACAUCACCGUGAUGCACGACUCCAAGGAGAUCACGUGCGAGAAGGAGGCGGCCCCCAAGAACCGGUGCUACAUCCGGUACCUCCACCUCUUCUCGUCCAAGAAGUACAAGGUGACGCUGACGGUGGCGAACGCGCUCGGCAGCAACUCCACCACCAUCUCCUUCGACGAGUUCGCCAUCGUAAAGCCGGACCCUCCGGAGAACGUGGUGGCCAAGCCCAUCUCCAGCAACGCCCGGAGACUGCUGGUGACGUGGCAGUACCCGUCCUCGUGGCCCGACCCGGACUCCUUCCCCCUCAAGUUCUUCCUGAGGUACCGGCCACUCAUCAUUGACCAGUGGCAGCACGUGGAGCUGACGGACGGGACGUCCCACAUCAUCACGGACGCCUACGCCGGCAAGGAGUACAUCAUCCAGGUGGCCGCCAAGGACAACGAGAUCGGCACGUGGAGCGACUGGAGCGUGGCCGUCCACGCCACCCCCUGGACUGAGGAGCCCAAGCACCUCACCACAGAAGCCCAGGGAGCAGAGACCACCACGGCCAGCACCUCGGCGUUCGUGGUGCCCCCCACCACCCGGAUUGACAGCUCCGACGAGGCAGGCAGUGACGGAGCCGCGGCGCUCUCGGUGCUGCUGGGCCUGCUGCUGGGCCUGUGCGGCAUCCACCUUAUUUAACGCGGCCUCGGAGCCCACCGUGGAGGUCACCAACUCGCCGGAACGUCUGUCUUUGCUUCUGUUUUGCACAUGGUUGGAAGGACGUUGUCACGUUUCUCUUCAUUGGUUCACUUCCGGGAAGGACGAGUCCUGUAAACACAGAGGCCCCCCGGCCGUCCCCACGCACCCGCCGCCCUCCCCGUUCCUCCACCUUCCCCGCAUCGAAAGCUGGACCGAGGAACCGUCGAAGGACGAGGAAAGGCCCUCGCACAAAGCAGAAGGACACGGACCGACCAGGGCGCAGGCGGGGAGACGGCAGGCGUCCCACCGGAGCCCGGCGGGGGCAGUGGGAGCGCCCUCUGGCCUGGCCGUGGGGCUCGGACCACACAGCCCAGCCACCAUGCCAAAGAUGCUGCCCCAGCCCACUCCGCGCCCGCGGUGCCCGGCGGCCAGAGGUGGGCACGUGCCGGGCGGGACGGCAGGGCGGGGCAGCCUGAGCCUCGGCCCCAUGGAGGGGGCAGCCCACGACGCCCCCCCCCCGCCACUGCUGCUGCUACACCCCCCGACUGUGCCCUCUGCCAGCACAGCAAGGACAAGGGACGGGGCCCCCGGCGUGCCGCUGCAGCCCCCACAGGCCAGGGAGCCGCCGGGCGGCUGCGCACCAAGAGCGGGACGGGUGGCCCUCGCCUUUUUCAAGACGCCGCCUGCGCCCGGACUUCACAGCUUCCCUUGCCUCCCGGACUGAAGCGAGGGGUGGUCCUGGCAGCCGCCCCCUCUCCGUAGCCGUGCCAGCGCCGAGCAGCCGGGGGACCGCGGCGGUUGGUGCCGGCCGCCCUUGCGGAGGGCGUGGGGUGGCCGGGAGGGACCGCAGCCAUGCCGGCCGGCCUGCCCGCCUCCCCUCCGGUCCUCGCCCCCUGCCCCGGUCCUGUUUUGUAGCGCCCGGUCCCCUUUCCCCGUCCCCCUGGUUCAAAGUGCAGUCUUUAAUACCGUGCGUCCUAUUAUUCCAAAUGAUAAAUACGCUGUAUUUGAACUUUUUAUAGAUGUAUAUACAAAAUUUUAAAAUCUGUCUCUCUCUCUCUCACACACACACACUCUGAGGAGAAAAAAACAGAGGGUAAGGCUGCUCAUUAAAUGUGACCAUUUCAUUA